CGUCGCGAUGAGCGUCUGAUGGCUUGGAGUGCGAGAAGUUCAUAUGUUUGCGGCGUGGUCUCAUUUUGUUGGUAAUCUAAAGCAUUUAAUCGAACCGGCUUGCAAUGCAGAGUUCCUCAUGACUCAUGAUGCGUCGUCAUCGCUGUGAUCAGUUCUUCCACUUCCUUUGGCGAUGGUGACGAAGACUUUCGCCGCGUCGUAGAUACGGGGCGCUACGCCGCCAUUCAUGCUUUACAGCCAUCAUCCCAGUGUGAUAAAUUGUGCAUUCCAUUCUACAAUAAUUUACACAAAAUUGAUCAAGCAGGUCUUCGCGCUUACACCCACUACCUGAAGGCUUUUGUCGGCAAAUUUUACGGUCUUUGUUAUUUUUAAUACUGUUUGCUCUCCACGGGACAUCAUGACAAACGGGUCAACGUUGGCGACGUGUUUCGCCCACUUCCUGCUAGCGAUCGUCACGGGCUGGUCGUUGAAGCAUAUUGCUUCCACAGGUAGUGCCCCGUUCGUGCUAGUUUUGCUCUUGCUCAUACUAGCGCACUGCUUGCUCGGCAUACUGCGGUUCACUCAUCCUCAACCGCAUCCAAUUCUGCGCAAAAUGUACGAUCGAUGUGUGUUGCUGGUUAAGGUAUGUUCGCUGCCUCUUUUGAAUAUUCAGCUGUUCCCACAACAUGAACCUGCCGGUGGUCACGUUUCGGUUCUUACCAAUCACCACUACCUUACGACUGCUUUUCUCGGUUCGGCCCUGAUCGCUUUCCUGUUCGGUUGCAUAUUUAGUGAGCUAAGUAAACGCCACUUGGGCGAUUACGUCGCUACCGGUAUGCUGCUGUUCAAUGCGAUUGCCCUUGCCAUUAUCUCGACCUUAACCACCAACUAUUGGGGUAUAGGAUUAGUGUUAUCGAGCGUUACGAAACACUUCACACUGCAACGGCUGGCAGACCAUUUCAAUGUACCCUUUAUCGACCUGUACACAUAUGGGUUAAUAUUUUAUGAAAUCUUUACCGUGAACGCCGUGAUACAUUCGCAUCACUAUCCCACAUACUCAAUGAUACAGUGACUCGAGGUCGAACUGGUCUGCCAAAGCAUUUCCAGAUUAUUCAAUCGUACCCAUUUUCCUUGUGGUGACAAAAAUUAGGGAGAAAGAACUGAUUACAACCGAGCUAUUGUGUAAACCGGUUUGGUGCCCCCUUAGAACCUUAGUAGAAAGUCGGAUGGAUAUGGGAGCCUUAAUGAUAGACAUGUUGACAAUGGAUCGCUAGAACUUUUAUACGCAAACUUUUUAUUAUAUACAACAAAGCCAACAUACAAAGUUAUUAAGCGUACAGAAAAUGCUACCAGACACGAAUGUUUCUCCGUGUGAAAUAACGGUUUACUUGAAUUUGAGCGUGUAUAUACAACAAAUUCAGCAUUGCUGUACUGUUGCA
Messenger RNA from Anopheles bellator, 1418 nucleotides. RefSeq lists its product as uncharacterized. Bases 398 to 1051 code for a protein of 217 amino acids. NCBI's taxonomy places the organism in Eukaryota, Metazoa, Arthropoda, Insecta, Diptera, Culicidae. The transcript is spliced from 3 exons. The record is from RefSeq and is a predicted model, not a curated record.